GCACGAAACGUGUGCGCGCGUCAGCCGCAUCGCCAGCAACACCGAACAAAGCUGGGAUUUUAAAUCGCUUGUUUACUUUAUUUUGCUUGAAUCUGUUGCCUGGGUCCGUUGUCAGUAAUGUGCCAGCCGUCCGAUUGAAUCUGUCCGCGGGCUCCAGAAAGGAAUGGAGGCCGCCUCCAACGUCCUAUGGACAUUCAGCACGCUAGCGGACGGCUGCGUGACCGCGGUGAGCCUGCUCCUACGGCUCAACGAACUGGUUGGCGCCGUUCUGCUGAGCGCCGUCCUCCGACUGUGUAGCGUCGUGGCCCAGAUUUCGACGUCGCUCUACCACGGCCUCUACUACGCGUGCAGAGACUUCGUGUACUUCCUCGAGGACAUCGUGGUGCUCGUCCGCUCCGUGGUCAGCGCCGUAGACUGCGCCGUUCACGGCAUCACCGUGUGCGUGCUGCUGGCGUACACCUCGAUAAUACGGGCUAUCGUCUUCAUUUACGACGUCAUCACGAGCACGUGGGACCUCAUCGUGGCGGGCCUGUUCUACGUCUCGUCUUCGGUCUCGUCUCUCGUGUCGCUUCUCCUCGGGUCAACCCUCCUGCUCCUCCAGCUUCUACCUUUCGCCGUCUGCCAGACGGCCUUGUACGCGUACAGUUCGGCCGUAAGCGUCCUGACGGGUGUCGUCGGUCUGUUCGUCGCUGUAUGCACGGUGACUUGGGGCACGGCGUCAAGGACGGUCUGUUCUGUGCGGACGUUAUUUUGGAAGCAGCCGCGGGACGUCUACGCCGGGUUCGCGAUUGCCUGUGUCCUCGCGGCCGCUGUCCGGCUGACGUUCCGUUUCCAGCUACACCGACGCCUCUUCCAGCGGCUGGUGGCGCUCCGACCACCUCGGCGACGACGGCCGUCGAGGCGAGCCGGCCCGGACCGCUCGCCUCCGUUCACGAUGACACUGCGAUCCACCCAGCGCCGGGACCGGCUCCAGUGUCUCGAGCGGGAGCUGGAGCAGGAGCGCGAGAAGCAGCUGUGCGUCGUGUGUCAGGACGAAGAACGAUGCGUCAUCCUGCUGCCGUGCGGCCACUUCGCUCUGUGCGUGGCCUGCAUGGAGACGCUGCUCGAGAUGCAGCCCACCUGCCCCGUGUGCAGGCACUUCAUCAACAGGGUCGUCAGGGUGUACGCCUAGACUAGACCGAAAAUGCUGGGGACAGUGAAGGGGGUAAACACUACAUAAUCGCUGGACCUGCCACACGUCUUAUCGUUCACCCCUACCGACUGACAGAGACCAGGGGGGGGUCACGAAAGGCGGACGGUCGAUUGGUCCGGCAAGCAUGUAUACUGCCAGCUUAGGGGUGCGUGGCGCAUACCGUAGGCGUGACGUGAUUGGGGGAUGCUCCAUCCAGCCCCGAGCCAGUUACGCUUCGUUAUGACGUACUAUGGACCGCAGUGGAUGCUACAAUGCCGUCGGAGCCAAUUUGAUGUCGUGCGAGCGUCACGUGACCUUCGAGACGGGUGCAGCAACGCACGUGGUCAUGUGAUACGUUUGCAGCGCUGGAUCAAAAAAAAUUGCUCGUAGCAUCCACUGUCGUUUGUCUCAAGGUGAAACGGGGCAUCUAUACCACAUUGUUCUGCCGUGCGUAACGCUAAGCCAAGGUGCGUGCACUGAUUUGCUGGUCAGAGCAAUGUGUGGCUUGGCUUCCAGCUGCCUCGUGAUUUGACGUUGCGGCUGUAGUCCCUCAUUGGCCGAGACAAAGUGUGACACUUUGUGUGUGUUGCGAAAGGGGACUAAGAAAGAGACAGUUCACAAAAUCGACAGACAAGAUGCACCACAUUACGCUCAACAUUGUUCAACUUCCAUCGACGAUAACCAUACCGUACCUGUACAGGCUCAUUAUUUUCUUUCUGUCUUUUUCAUGUACUUCCUUUUCUUAAUGCAUCUUGUAAUCAUCUUUUUAUACUCUUGUCUUGGUUUUUUAUUUCUUUACUGCCAUGUUAUUUUGUGUCGUUCUACUCUGCAGUAUUAUCACCUCUAAAGUCCAAAUUUGUAUAUAUCAUUUUGUGUAAAAAAAGGGAAAAAAAGAGGUUAUUUUAGGGCAUUAUUAUGGGGUUAAAAUGCCAUGAAGUAUCCGCUGAAUUCUUGCAUAGGUUCUCUAUAUUCUUUGUUUUGAAAUUUACCACAGUACCUGGUGUGUUCUGUCAAUGAUAAAAAAAAACUGAAAAAGAAUUCUGUGUCUAAUAUUCUUAGAGCGACAUCGAUGCAUUGCUCCAAAGACUAACUGAAAUGGAAGAUACAUGGUGGGCGGGCAAAGUGUAUUUGCCUGCCCAUCCUGUAUCUUCAAAACAUAUUAUGCAGUUGUAAAAGAAAAAAAUUGUACAAUGCCUUUCUAUUUGUGAGCUCAAUGUGAACACCUUGCUCGUGUGAACAGUUCAAUAGUGUGGGCAGUUUGAAGCAUCUGUAGCCUGUAGUUUCUUACGAUUAUGAUGUUAAUACAGUCUCUGGCCGUCAACUAUUGGUGAUGACCUGUUUCGAUGGCGCCACCUCGCGGGCACUCUCCCGUGACGUAGCGGGUGUGAUUUGAGCAGACGACGCUCCAAGUAAUUGCACGAAACGGUUACGUUAGUUUGUUUUUGUAUGGAAUUGAUAACUUAAUUUAUUGUAAAAAGAGUGUAUGACAUCUUUACGAGUUUUUUCCUACUGAAUUGCAACAUUUUGGAGCCACUUUUAGAAGUGGCUCGAAAAUGCUGCAGGGUCGACAAAAACAAAUGCACAAACAGUUGUGAUCAAUAGCGGGUGUAUACCGUAAAAUCCCAAGCAAGUGCCCACUCAAGAUUUGGAGAUAAUCGUAUAAAGCUGGAGGAUGGGUGAUUAUUGUCCGGGUGUUACAAAAUUAAGGGGUAAGCGCUUAUUGUGGAAUGGGCAGAUGCUCAGUAUUUUGUGGUAAUUCAUUUCUGGGAUGCCGAGGUGUCAUUGACACCCUAGAUCUUGCAGGUGUCGACCGCGGAGGUGGUUUCGCACGUCUUGCAUCGAACGGGCGAAUGAGCGGGCGUUUAGUUACAACUACUCUGAGUCAGCCAGUUGUCUCGAGCAGACGUGUUUAUUAAUGUGAAAGCAUUAACUGUCCCAUGAGCCGAAGUCAUCAGCUUUGAUGCCGCGCCAGAUGGCAUGUAAACUCCUUUCUCCAAGUGAAGCCGCAAUCUAAUGGCUCCCAGUUUUGAACCCGCGCAAAAAGCGUAGCUAAGUGGCACCUAGUUUCACUUUACCCAAUAAAGCGAAGUGAAGAUGAAAUCUGA
Ixodes scapularis (black-legged tick) is the source of this 3276-nucleotide messenger RNA. Its product is annotated as E3 ubiquitin-protein ligase RNF26. Gene Ontology annotation, biological process: protein ubiquitination; ubiquitin-dependent protein catabolic process. Gene Ontology annotation, molecular function: ubiquitin protein ligase activity. Lineage: Eukaryota; Metazoa; Arthropoda; Arachnida; Ixodida; Ixodidae. The record is from RefSeq and is a predicted model, not a curated record. Bases 164 to 1171 code for a protein of 335 amino acids. The transcript has a single exon.